GUGCCAUCCACCUGCCGGACCUGGAGGCAGAAGAGUGGGCCAUGGAACCAGAGAUGUACGCCUCCGAGACUAUGACAUCACCUGGGAAUGCCGAGCUGAUCACAGCCAUGCAACAGAGGAUGCUCAACAUGGAGAACGCCCUGACCAGAGUGAUCCGUCACUUGGAGAGCACGAGCGGAAUUAAAGACCAUGCCAGAAGCUCUGCCCUCGGACAGUCCAUCGGAGUGAAGGAGGACUGGGAAGACUCCAUAAACACUGUGAUGCAAGAUGAAAUCAUGAGACUGCGUAGGCUCAUCAACCAGUUUGAACAUGAACUGCAUACCGCCUCCAAGAACCAUCGAAUCAUGGGAAAGCCCAUCAGUUUGUUAGAAGUCUUUUGCAGUGCCAAAUCACCACUUACCCAUCAAAUGCAAUGUCUAGGACAUCAAGCCAUGCGGUUUGGAUUCAGUGAGGGAGAUUUGUCCACCGUUUCUGGUCGUGAGAAGCUCUUUGUGGACCCUUCCACACCAAGGGAUGAUUACGCACUGACUGGUCAAAUCCGAGUCAGGAAGACUUCCAAUUUUGCCAGAUCCGAAUUGAUCUCACCAGAAGCCCAAAGGGAGCAUGAGAGCAAACGCCGUAGACUUGCCGGCAAACAAUCCGCAGGUUUGCCUUUGGAAAGCUUCCAACAGGUGAUGUCCGACAUUGCCAAAAUAGUCAAGAUGACAGUUGCGAGUUACCUCAUGAUCUAA
Cladocopium goreaui is the source of this 731-nucleotide messenger RNA. Lineage: Eukaryota; Dinophyceae; Suessiales; Symbiodiniaceae. The record is from the annotation of a GenBank genome assembly.